UUACGCCCACGGUUGCAAAUGAAUAAAGAGCCUGGUCUGCAGGUGAGGGACGUGCUCUGGAUCCUUCAGCCACCCUGCGAGUGCUGUCACUGCACCCGGCGUGAUGAACCCCAGACUUCCCUACGUUCUCCUGGUCGGGGCCGCAGUGAUAAUCUUCAUUCUCUCCUGCAUGCUGCUGAGCAGGGGUGGGCGGUCGCCCAGCUGUGAAUCCCAGCCCAGGGUUGAGGAGAAGACAGGAUCCAUGAGCCAGAGCCUGGUGUUUGCUGACCUGACACCCGAGGAGAUGUCCCAGGUGGUGCGGUACCUGCAGGGACACCUCGGGGUGCCGCUGGUGGAGGCCUCCCGUGCCAAACCCUCGGACAACUGCAUCGCCUCCGUGGAUCUGCAGGUCCCCGCCAAGGCAGAGGUGCUGCGGUUCCUGGACGGCGGCGGGGCUCGUCCCCCCCGGGAGGCUCUGGCUGUGCUGUACUUUGGGAAGCAGCCAGAGCCCAACAUCAGCGAGUACGUGGUGGGGCCGCUGCCGGGGCCGGCGUACCACCGGGACGUGACGGUGCAGAAGUACGGGGGCAAGGUGCCCUACCACCGCAGGCCCGUCACUGGCAAGGAGUACGUGGACAUCAACGCCCUCAUUCAGAGGGAGCUGAAACAGGCGCCGCGCUUCCUCGCUGCGUGCUGCGAGUCUGACGGCACCAACCUGGUCGCCCUCACCACAGCCCCACGGGGCUUCAAGUCCGGUGACCGCGUGACCUGGUUUGUUCUUUUCCACAACGUGGCUGGCACCGGCUACUACCUGUCCCCAGUGGGGCUGGAGGUGCUGGUGGACCACGGGGACCUCCACGUCUCCCGGUGGAAGCUGCACAAAGUCUUCUACAGUGGCCGGUACUUUGCCAGCACGGGGGAUCUGGAACAGGAGUUUGUGGCCGGUGCGCUGGAGGUUGUCAGGCUGAAGCAGCCCCAGGCUGAUGCAGUGCUGGGCUCAAUGAAGCCCCGGUGCCCGCCUGGGUCCCCGGGCCCGCUGCAGUUUGAGCCGCAGGGUCCCCGCUACAGCGUCAGGAACAACCGCGUCACCUUCCAGGGCUGGAGCAUCGCCUUCGGCAUGAACCCCAACACCGGCCCGCGCCUCUUUGACAUCAGGUACCGUGGGGAGAGGAUUGUCUAUGAGCUGAGUCUCCAGGAAGCCUUAGCCCUGUACAGCUCCAACUGCCCUGGGGGAAUGUCCACCCGCUACCUGGACGGCAGCUUUGGCAUCGGCCGCUUUGCCUACGAGCUGAUCCAGGGCCUGGACUGCCCCUACACAGCCACCUACGUGGACCGGCACUACCUGGCAGAGACAGAUACCCCCAAAACCAACCAAAACUCACUCUGCAUUUUUGAGCAUGACUCUGCCCUCCCUCUCAGGCGCCACUUCUCUGACUCACAGUCCUUCUACUACGGCGGGCUGCGGAAGAACACGCUGGUCAUCCGUACCAUCUCCACACUCAUUAACUAUGACUACAUCUGGGACUUCAUGUUCCACGCCAACGGGGCUGUGGAGGUCCGGGUGCAUGCCACUGGCUACAUCAGCUCCUCCUUCUUCCAUGGCCGAGGUACUGACUAUGGCAACAGGGUUGGGCCCCACACGCUGGGGACGAUGCACCUCCACCACAUCCACUACAAGGUGGACCUGGAUGUUGACGGGCAGCUGAACUCCCUGGAGACCCAGGAUAUGGAGUACCAGUUUGUCAAAGAUCCCUGGAGCACACAGAACACCAUUGAGCGGCCAUACCUCCGCAGGGAAAGGCUGGAGAAGGAGGAUGAGGCAGCAUUCCCACUCAAUGUCCCCAUGCCCCGGUACCUCUCCUUUGUCAGCCCCAAUCCCAACAAGUGGGAGCACCCACGCAGCUACCGGAUCCAGAUCAUCAGCUUUGCUGGGAAGCACCUGCCCACCAACAGCUCCAUGGAACGAGCUGUCAGCUGGGGCAGGUACCAGCUGGCUGUCACCCGGAGGAAGGAGGAGGAGCCCACCAGCACCAGCGUCUACAACCAGAAUGACCCCUGGACGCCCACUGUGGCCUUUGCUGACUUCAUCAACAACGAGACCAUCACCAACGAGGACUUGGUUGCCUGGAUCACUGUGGGGUUCCUGCAUGUCCCUCAUGCUGAAGACAUCCCCAACACAGUGACUGUGGGGAAUGGUGUUGGCUUUUUCCUGAGGCCCUACAACUACUUCAACGAGGACCCCUCGGUGGAUUCCUCUGACAGUGUCUACUUCAGCAGUGAACAGGAUCUCGGGGCAUGUGGGGCCAAUCCUCUCGCCUGCCUGUCCUCCGCUGCCACCUGUGCCCCCCGCCUGCCUCCCUUCCACUUUGGGGGCUUCCUCAACCUCAGCCUGGCACCGCCUCUUGGCGGGCUCUGA
Molecule: messenger RNA, 2395 nt
Organism: Lonchura striata (white-rumped munia)
Lineage: Eukaryota; Metazoa; Chordata; Aves; Passeriformes; Estrildidae
Source: RefSeq, a predicted model, not a curated record